Haplochromis burtoni (Burton's mouthbrooder) is the source of this 19706-nucleotide messenger RNA. It is a transcript of the gene tnrc6c2, whose product is annotated as trinucleotide repeat containing adaptor 6C2. The record is from RefSeq and is a predicted model, not a curated record. The coding region runs from base 7043 to 12688 and encodes 1881 amino acids. Gene Ontology annotation, biological process: positive regulation of nuclear-transcribed mRNA poly(A) tail shortening; miRNA-mediated post-transcriptional gene silencing. Gene Ontology annotation, molecular function: protein binding; RNA binding. The transcript has 22 exons. Lineage: Eukaryota; Metazoa; Chordata; Actinopteri; Cichliformes; Cichlidae. Gene Ontology annotation, cellular component: nucleoplasm; P-body.
UAUUUAUAUAUAUUUUUAGAUUCUUGGCAAACUGAUUAAUAAUGUUAAUCAACGUUUGACAAUCAAAAAUUGUAGCGGCAGCCGAAAAAUGAAAAUCGCCGUCUUCCUCUAUAAUUAAGCUAAAGUAUAUCACUCAGCUCUAGUCUCAUUGACAUACAGACUAAGCCCGGUUAACAACAGCGGUAAUGCCCCGGCAAACGCUCAAGUACUACAUCAUUAAAACGUCCAUUAACAGUUUACUAAGCGUGUUUGUUUUGCCCAGAUUUCUGCUCACAUUGUUUAUGCAGGGCAUUCUUCGGCAAAGGAAAACACUGAUUGAACCGAGGUAUUCUUCCAUGUGCCUUUAGAAGCGGGUUUGAUGACUAAUUUUAGUGUAUUUAUUUGAAGGGUCUUGAAUAUGUUGGGAACUUUUGUGUUAUAUCAUAGCCCUUUUAUGAUUGGCUGAGUGCGCUGGAGCACACUAUGUACAUGUGAGUGUGUAAUGUGAUGGUUUCUUGGAGCCGCUGGGAGAAUUGCUUUGCCUUUUCCAAUGUCUGUGUGGUUAUUAGAAGGUAAUGGGGCGCUAAUUUUAUAGUUAUAGUUUGAUUGCAGAUAGCACAGAGUUGCAUUAGGACUGUAACACCUUUUUAUAUUUUCGUUAAAUGUUUUAAUUCGUGCCUAUCCGAUGUAGUUACACUUUUCUUAAAUGUGGCAAAGUCACAGUCCCAUUUGUUCCCAAUUUUCGCUACGCUUCGGUCUGUGGUUCAACUGUAUCACAUUAUGUAUCUUGUACACCAUUGUACAUUCCACUACACUAAUUCUUAGUACAUUAUUAAACAUAGCUGUCCUGUCUCUCUUCCCUCCUUUCCUCCACACCCCUCCUUCCCAACUCGGAUUGAACUGUCGCUUUCCAUUGCUUCCCCCCCUCGUGCAUCCUGUCCCCAGGCGCUGGAGUAUAGCUUUUAAUAUCUCCACCGCGUGUCUUAAUUGAAGUACAUAAUUUCCUGUUCAAUUUCAAACCCCCUUUUCCUCCACCCCUCCUCUGACAUCUCUGUCACCACUGUCUUAUCUCUACCGUCACACAUCAGUGAGGUGAUGAAAUGAAAAAUGUGCCCAAGCUGUAGUGGCACACCGUACAUUUGCAGUCAGAUGGGGAUGGUUUAUUUUUGUGUAUGAUGGAUAUAUGCACUGUCUGUGAAUGUAAAUAUUUUUGUGGCAUAUUCAGCCAGUGUCUGCACAUGUGCAAUGCCUUUCAUUUUUUUGGCCAUGGGACUGUGUGACUAUUUAUGUCUAGCUCAAUACCUUUGCCAUUAAGUAAUGCCCUCCAGUUGUUAAUCAGGACUUGAGUGCACCCUAGACGGCCAGCUGACAGACAGGCACAAACACACAGCCCUUUUUUGCCCAGAGCUAAGGGUCCUUCAAGGCUGAUGAGCAUGCAGUAAGGGGAUAGCUCUGAAAAGAUGUUUUGGGGGGUGUCCAAAAUGAGUGGAGAGAAUAGGAUGCUCUUCACUGUGGAACAAAAAGGAGGAGGGAGUUUAGUUUUUCUUAAAUACCAUGCAAUUACCUUUACCAUUACCAGACACAACUGUAACUAGCACUUAAACCACAGCAAGUGGUUUAAGGCACUAGGGUAAAUUUUGGGAUUGCACAUGGACCUUAGAUCACCAUUGAGGGGGUCACUCCUUAGGCAGUGCAUGUUAUGCUGCAAUGAAGGUGCAGGUUUUCUGCCAGAAGCAGUCAGGAGCACUGUGGAGUAUCUGGGGGUGUAGCACUGAUUUUUGCAUGCCACUGUCCACCUGCCCUACUGUGAUACUGAGGGAGCAGUGCAGUAGUCUCUGUGUACAUGCAACUCUAGCAACUGUUGCUAAUGAAAGCAGACAGAGAGAGACACUCUGGGGAGUUUUACUUCCAGCACGAAGAGAAAGUACUAUACCAACAGUAUCGAAACAUGUAUCGAAAUACGCUUAAUGUCAUUCACCUGCAGCAGUAAAUUAGGUAGUCUGCCCUGCUGGAAUUAGUCAACAUAAGCAAAACAUUAUAAGUUGAACUGCCGAUGGGAAAACAGUGUUAAAGAUUUGCUUGGUUCCUUUUUAUUUUUAACUUUUUAAAAAAAAAAAGCUUCAAUUCAUUUGAACUGUAUUUAUGUGUGGAAAGUGGUUAGCCCACUGUCACUGUUAAUGUAACAGUUGUAGUAUAAAAAUAACCUAAAUGUAUUAAAUGUGCAGAAAGUCUGGCAUACAUAUUGGUAUAUGUCCUAUUGUCAUUAAAACAUUUCUGAAUUAAAUUAGCUCAGUCUUGUGACGUUUACCUUAGUCCCAAAAUGCAAAAGGAUUCAAAAUGAGAAAUUUCGGCUCACAGAGGCUCAGACUCAAUGAAUUGUAUUACUUCUUUUGCCUUUUUGGCAGCAUUGUAGGCAGGAAACACAUUACCCAUGUUGGCUCUGGAUCUAACCAGGCUUUAGGCUGUUGGCAUCUAGACACUGUUUUGAUUAGAGUGUAUUGUAACAAUGCCGGGAGGACAAAUCUUGGCAGCAACUCCAUCUGCAGCCCCUUAUCACUAAAGGGGCAGGAUCAUUUAUUUGAAAGGAAACCCAAGGCUUGCUUAUCCUUAGUUGACCCUUUGCAGACAAAACAUGAACACCAGUGUAAGUUACUAUCAUUAGCCUUGUUUCCACUGCAGGGCCAAGUGUAAAUAUACUGUAUCCACCAUGCAUUUUUCUGUACAGUGGUAAAAUAGUUUAUUUUCCUUGUCAGAUAUUUUGUUGUGGCCCUGGUGAAGCCCCCUGUAGUUGGACUUGUGUGUGGCUUCUGUUGUCAGUCCUCUCCCCCUGUCAUUGACCCUAUCCCAGGCUUUAGUGAGGUAGUUACUGAGCCUGUGAUUAUGAGGCUUUUCAAACAACUGGCACAGUCGCGAUAGAUAACGCGCUUAACACCGCCGCAGGGUGCUCCUCAAGUAAGGGUACAUUGACAGUAGAAUCAGCUGGAUUGAAUAGGGGGCUGCCAAAAGCCAUUAACCUCUUCCUCUGCUCACUGUAUUGCUAUUUUAAUGUCAAGGGGGGCAGGAUCUAGAUUUACCAAGCAAUGGUGUUUGGUUUGGCCAUUGUACCAAAUGAGUAGUGUUUAUGUGGGCACACCCCUAAAGGGGGAGUGUGUCUGUACUUUGUGUUUGCAGUUGUAAUAACAGAGCACCAGAAAGUUAUAAAUGGUUACAGUGUCCUUCGAUGGAUGUAAACUAGAAAACAAAGCUUUUUAGGUUACAUCCAUCCAUCGUGUAGACCAGGCUUUACUGUUGUUUUGGUAUAAGAUGGUGAUCUCAUGUUAUGAUAGAUGUGAUCUCCACGUCUUACACUCUCAUACCCAUAUCUGGCAUUUCUUGAUUGUGAAUUUGCAAAAAUUGAAGAUGCACUCUAAAUAGGCAAGGAUGAAAUUAGUUUAAGUUGUGAGUAAAAGGUGGCAGUUUAAGGAAUCUUCUUGUGAUUAGUAGCCACACAUACAAACUAAAGGGAGGUGGAUGUGUAAUUGUCCUCCUUAUCUAACUUCUGUGCCAAUUGAGGGGGCAGGGGCUUUAGGGGCCCACCAAGGGUAAGCUAGGACUGGGUGGAAGCAGGGGGAUGGGGGAAGCGAAGCUGAAACCCAUCGAGCUGCUGCCUGAGAGUCUUGGCAGGGGUCCAGGGGAAUGUUCAAUGUGCCGAGGUUUGGUUGAGGCCCCGGUCCCUCCCUCUACUUCAUGUUAGCUAAUUGGAGAGACGUGGACAGAAGGAGAUUGGCAUCAGAUAGAAACUGACAGAGAAUAUGCAGGACAAGCAACCAUAUAAUAUUCCCAUUUCCUGCUCAAAAUCAACAGACAUCCGUACUCAUUAUAUAACAGGACUUGGUCCCUACAGCACUAACAAAGCUUGCAGUUAUGGCAGUGUAAAUCGCACUAGGAUGCACUAGCUCUCCCUUCACUGGGGUCAUGGCUUUGGUUGAUAAUCCACAUCAAUUCUUACGCCUGAACACAAACUUGAAUACAAUCAAUGAACUUUAUCCGUCUGCUUUUACUUUUAUUGAUGUAUGGAUGUAAAGUGGUUUUCACAGCUCAAUUUGCACUUCAAUAUAUGACAAAUUAUAACAAUAGGAAAUAAAAAAUAAAUCAUGUUUGUUGGUGGCAAAUCAGGUCCCCUUACAACACAAAAACAACAAGAACGGUAUUAAAAGGUAGGAAGAAUAAAAAUAAACAUAUAAAACAAGAUAAUAGCUGAUAUGCAAAUUAGCAUAGUACAGUAGGCACAAACCAUUGAAGGCAGCAGCUCUGUCAUUUUGCAAGUAUUUUUCAUAUUUAAAUAUCUUUAUUAGUAGUUUUCUCAGUUUUUUUUUUCUCAACCAAUAGCUGCAAGACAUUUCUGAGGAUUGUUAUUGGCCACAUAGACCUAGGGUGGGUAUUUAUUCUUAUUAGAUCAGUUAAGCCAAUUUUUACUUUAAAUUUAAAAAAAAAAAGGUCUAAUGUUUUAUUUCACUUUGAUAGAUGUAGGCUUUUUUUGUGUCAGAAUAUAUGUGUAUCUCAUCUGCUGUCCAAACAGAAGGAGCUGUUGUGACUUUUUCUGCCUUCAUUCUUUUCCUCUAGGCAUUGUUCCUGCAUCUCUUUGCAGGCUUGCUUCUCACUUUCAGAGACUGACUGAUUGCUUAUACUGCUGGCAGUCAGUAAAUUGUUGAUGGGACAUUGUGUAUCCCCAUGUGCUUAAACAUCAAUCUUUUCUGAGUAGAACUUUGUCUUUUCAGCCUUGGGUGUGUGAUCAUUUGGUGGAAAGUAGGGAAAUUUUGGUUAGUCCUCACUUCCUGAUAUACCUUCAAAGGACUCUUUGAUGGUUAAGUCUCAGUUUAUGACUCAGGUUAGAAUAACAUUUAGGUGUGGGUAAGGUAGCCAGAUGUACUAGCUGACAGAGACAAGUGCCACUGGCAAUGGUAGAAUUGCUGGUACGCCGACAGUGCAGUCAAGCUAUAGAAAGCACUCAAAAAUCAACACAUACACCAACACAUUCAGCUUGACAGCUUCUUCUUGAAUUCACUAAGCUUUAGCAGUGGCGAUGGCAAGGACCAGGCUUUGCUUAGUCUUGUGUAUUGUGCUGUUUUUCAGUUUAAUGAGCUGCCACUGUGUUAAAGUUUCAUAUCUGCUUGGCAGAGGCAGCAGCCAAGACUGUGAGAGAGAAUUUUCUGGAAGCAAACCUCAAAGCUGUUAUUUAUAGCACAACUGACUCCUAAUAUGUGGUUGUUUGACAUUUCUUCCUCCCCAGUAUUCCCCCCCGCCAAACCAAAACACUGCUCUCCAGGGGCCAUCUCUUCUUUACAGGUUUUACCAACAUACAAUAUGUAUUCCACAAUUCACUGAGCAAGCCUAGUCUAAUAGCAAUAAAGUGCACUGUAUGUUUUCAUAGACCAUUUUGACCACCCGCUGUAAGCAAAGCCGACAUGCACUGUAUGCACAGGAUGCUUACAAACCGAGCACUCACUGAGACUGAAGGAUAGAAAACACAAGAAGAUUGUUAUUAGCACUUACCAACCGUGGAAUUUACAGGCUUGUUUUCCCCAAGCUGUUCAGGUUGAGAAAACACAAAUGCACUCCCACACACAUUUGUGGAGAUUAGUUGGGGUGUGUUGCAGUAUUAGCAGGUAUUGAGGAAUUAUUCCCCAGGUAAAGGCUGCCUAAAAUGUUCCAUGUAAUAAGGCUCUGGAGAGUCUCAUAGCUUCCAUAAUACGACAGGAAUGGGUGGUUUUCUGAAUGGCAGCGGUGGCAGAUUUACCACAAUCUGUGGUCAUGAGUCUUGACUCUGUUAUUCUCCCCCUGCCCCAAGAGAGGAAACUCCUCUUCCUACUCUUGUGUUUGUGGUGUUGUCUGUAGCCAUUCCAAACAUGAUUCUCCGUGUUUUGAUUGCUCUUCUUUUUUUUUUUUUUUAUAGUCCCGUGUCUCCCUUUCAUUGUAACGCAGAGAAUAACAUUAGCACAGUUAUCCUCCAUUUUUCCCAUUCUCUACCAGCCUUGCAUUAUUUUUUGCCCUCAACCUUAUUUUCGCUGUCUGGUUCUUUUGACACUAGUGAUCAAGGUGUACGAAUAUUUCAGCCCCCCCCCUCCAACUCCACCCCUGUCCUCCAGUCUCUCCUUGGUCUGCCAGCCUCAAUAGAGCUUCAUUCAGUUUUGUUUCCAACUCCUCUCCAGUGAGGAUUCUUUUGGUCUUUGCCCUUUUCCAGCAGUAUUUUUUCUUUCUCUGUGUGCCCUGUCUAGUUCUCUGGCGGCUGUCGUUCUUAAUUGGUAUUGCUCUGCGUCUGCUUUCAUCCUCCGCCUGCUCCCUUUCCUCCAUCCCUCCUCCCUCUUUUCUGCAUCCCUGGCGGAGGAAGACAGGCAUCAGACUGUCUGGUCCCGUGUGUGUGUCUGUGCUUUUAUGCAUGGUUGGUGUGUGUGUUGUGAGUUUCUAACCUCUUUCCUGUAUAAUAGCAUGUUUCUUGUCAUGUCUCCUCCUCUGUAACUUAUCCCCACAUAUAGAGAUAUUAAGCAGUUGUAUUUAGCAUAGUAAGAAAGGGGGAUCCUGCUUGGAUAUGAAAUCAUGAGUUUCCAGUGGUCAGUUUGGUCAGUAGUCAGUUAUAAUAGUUAUAAUACACAAUUGAGCUCUGCAGUUACAACAUGGAGACACAUAAAAAAAUUAUUUAUUUUUUUAUUUUUUGGGUUAAAUGCACCUUUGCAUUGAUUUUUGUCUUUUUAUCUGCAAAUCUCCAUAUGUCAUUUAACCAUACCUUUUAAGGGCAAGAAUAUGAGCUGAUUGCUGGUUAUUGGCUGUGGUGUUGCAAGUCACUUUAAUUUAAGAGAACCUUAAGUGACACAUGCUGGCUUUGUAGGUCAUUAAUGUCAAAAUGGGAAUUGUUUCCCUAAUUGCAGAGUCUUACUGCCAGAGGGGGUAAACCUGAUGCUGGGGAGUGUGGCAGAGAGCGAUACAGCCCAGAAUCACUGCUGAAGAAGUGCUGUACUGUCAGCAGUACUGAGAAAGGGGGAGAGAGGCAGCUGAGAGAAGCUAGCAACAGAAGAAAGAGAACCAUUUGAUGGAAGAAAAGAAAAAGAAAAAACAAGAAGAAAAGACCAAGAAGGAAAUUGCUCAGAAAAAGGCUGCUGAUCAGAAACCCAAAGUGCCAGAGCCUGCUCCCACUAAGCCCAGUCCCGGCCCAUCCCACCACCCCGCCAGCCCCACGCUGCCCCUCUCCUCCUCCUCCUCUUCUUCUGGCAAUGGCAAGCGCGCCUCCUGCAGUAGCCAGCUCCUGACUCAGACUCCCCCUCAGCAACAGUGCCAGUUGUCCUCUGCCAGUGCUCGCUACCCACCCAGAGAGGUGCCCCCGCGCUUCCGUCAGCAGGAGCACAAGCAGCUACUGAAGAGAGGCCAGCCACUGCCAGCAGGAGCCCUCAGCGCUCUCACUCUCUCCUCCUCCUCUUGCUCCUCUUCCUCCUCUUCACCCUCAGCAUCUUACUCUUCUUCUACGAGUACCAGCAGCACUACCACAAACUCUACCACGUCCACUGCGAGCAAACACCACCAAGACAUAUCCCUCCAGUGUGGCCCUGGUGCCCAGUAUGAGAUCUCUUAUUGGGGAGCCUCUGUACCAGUUGACAGCCCAUCAAGUGCCAACAGCUGGGACAAAGUGAUUAUUGACAAGAGUGAUACAGAAGCUUGGCCCUCCAUCAGCCGCAGUAGUGACCCCUGCAACCCUGUAACACCAGAAUGCCCCUCGGGCUCCACCAGCUCUAACCUAGACACCAGUGCUGUCACUACUACCAGUAGGAGUAGUUUUGUGAGUAUGGCCACAGGCGCAGCAGGCCAGCAGGCCCACUACCCCUCUCUCAAAGCUAACAAUAACAUGAUGACAGGACCUGGAUCAACCAACGCAUUAGUAGGUAAUAGAGGCUGGGUUUCAGAUGGUAAACAAGAUGGUAUGAAUAGUGGCAGAGUUGGAGCACCCAAUAACUGGGGCUCUUCCAAUUUUAACUUGAAUCUCAACCCAAAUGCCAACCCUUCAGCCUGGCCUGUUCUGGGCCAUGAGAGUGUUGGAGGUGGUACCAGUGGGGUGUCCAGCUCUUCAUCCCUUCCACCAGGCAUAAAUGGCAAUGGAAAUUUAGGAAAUGGGAACAUGGGAGGUGCUGAUAACGGUGGGGGAAGUUGGGUUGGCAUGAUGAGUGCUACAGAAAAUGAGCAACAGCACCCUUCAACCAACACAAACUUGUCCUUCAAUAUAGAGCCUGUUAACCUUAACACUGAUGGACCAAACCACACUAAACAACAACAAGCUCAGGAGCCUAUGAGCCCUAUCCAUGGUUUAACUGGUUGGGGAGGCCAGUCACCCACUGAGUCAUCCCAGCUCAAUGGGGAUACAACCGGCAGCUCUGUAUGGGGUAGUGGAGAAACCAAGGCAGCUGACUCCCCCAAGGACUCCAGCUGGGACUCAACAACAUCUGGAGGCCUCUCUGCUUGGGGUCGCCAAGGCAGUGGUGGUGGGAGUAGUGGAAGUGGUGGCUGGGGUGAUUGGGGAAAAUCCUCUGGCGGUGGAGAAGCAACUAAAGGUUGGGACAACAUAGAUGCUGGUAGUUCUGGCUCAGGCCAAGACCAGCAACUGAGCUCUUGGGGCCAGCAGCUUGGAACAGCCCCAGCAAGUGAGGACAGCGGAGACAGCAGUGAAGGUCGAUCCCAGCGUAGAGACAGAUCCUCCAGCAUGGAAUUUGCCCCUUUGCUACCACGGCAAGACCUUGACCCUAGAGUCCUGAGUAACACAGGUUGGGGACAGACCCCCGUCCGACAGAACACUGUAUGGGAGAUGGAAGAAGCAAACUCUGAUGAUGGAAAGAGCAGUAGCAGCUCAGACACCAUAGGAGCCUCCAGCUCCAAUGGCGGACCCUCAUCUACCAAUGGCACCAUAACUCCUACCAUUGCUCAGAGGCCUGGAUCUGGAGGGAAAAGUGACAGUGAAGGAUCUUCAUCUUCUGGGUGGGGAGCUCCAGCAUCUCAGCCAGUCCAGACAGGAUCAGGAUGGGGUGACCCCCCACAGUCACUCAGUAAAGCUCCAAAUGGCACUACUAGUGGCUGGGGAGAUCCUUUGCCUUCCAGUGGUCCCAAGAAUGGGGGUACCUCAUCCUGGGGAUCAGAGGACAAGUCAUCCAGCUGGGACAAUGGCCUAGUGAAAAACCAGCCUACUAGCUGGGGAGAAGGCCCCAAAAAUGCCCAUAAGUGGGGCAACAAUAAUGGUGGUUCUAAUGGCUCCACCACAGGGGAAUGGGGAGAGCCAGACAUCAAGAAUAAUGGUUCCUCUAGCAGCAUGUGGGAAGGAGAAGGAAGUAACGGAGGAAAUGGUGGAUGGAAGGAAAGUCCUCGAGGAGCAAAUGGAGGAGGCUGGGGCAAAACUCCUGCUGUGAGUAAUAGCAGCUGGGGGGAGACCUCACGGACCAAUGGACCAGUGCAGGGUGGCUGGGGCUCCUCCAAGCCACAAGAAAGCAGCAGCAGCAGCACUGGUAGUGGAGGAGGUGGAAGUAUUGGUUCUUGGGGAGGUCCCAGUUCUGUGAAGCAGAACAACUCUAGCUGGGGUAAUGUCAGCAAACAGGACCAAGGUAUGGAGCCUACUGGCUGGGAAGAGCCCUCUCCUCCCUCCAUUCGUAGGAAGAUGGAGAUUGACGAUGGAACAUCUACCUGGGGGGAUCCCAGUGCCUACAACAAGACAGUCAACAUGUGGGAUCGUAACAAUCCCACUAGUAACCCAGGCAACAGCGGCCCCCCUCCAAGUAAGAAUGGUGGAAUGAUUAUUCCCAACAAUAACAACAACAAUCACUCCGUUGGACCUGGCAACAACAAUCACCAUCACUCUCACCCUCACCAUAUGCACCACCAUACUCAUCAUGGCCAGCCCCCAACUCACCUGCAACACCAUGGAAACAACAAUGGGUCGCCCAACAAUGCAGCAUCACAUCCAAGUGUGGGGCCCCAAGGCAGACCCACCCACUCCAACCCAGGCUGGGGGGAGAUUCCAAGUGUUCAGCCCAAGUCAGAACCUGCUUGGGGAGAGCCAGCAGCUCCAACAUCAGCUGUGGACAAUGGUACCUCAGCCUGGGGCAAGCCCCCAGGUGGGGUAGGAGGAUGGGGAGACGGUGGCCAUGAGUCCUCUGGCCCCUAUGGCAGGGGAAGUGGACCCCCAGGUUCUGCACCUUGCAAGCCAGGCCCCAAACCUAUGCAAGAUGGCUGGGGAAAUGGAGGGGAAGAGAUGGGCAUGUCUACCAGCCAAUGGGACACUGAGGAUGGGGAUGUAUGGAACAGCCCAACCCCCCAGGAGAGCAGCUCUUCUUGUAACUCCUGGAGCAAUGGACCCAAGAAGUGCCCAAACAAGGGGAAGAUGGGCAACAAGCCAGAUGAGGCCUGGAUUAUGAACCGUCUCAUCAAGCAACUCACUGACAUGGGCUUUCCGAGAGACCCUGCUGAGGAGGCAUUGAAGAGCAACAAUAUGAACCUUGACCAGGCUAUGACUGCUCUUUUAGAGAAGAAAACAGACCUGGACAAGCGAGGCAUGGGCAUGUCUGAUUACAGCAAUGGCAUGAACAAGCCUUUGGUGUGUCGGCCUUCCGCACUCUCCAAAGACCCCUCCGAACGCAACGCCUUCCUCGACAAGGAUGGCGUCCUGUCAGACGACACCCCCCCAUCACCGUUUUUGCCUUCCCCCAGCCUGAAGCUCCCCCUGGCCAAUAGUAGCCUUCCUGGGCAGGGUCUGGGACAGGGCAACCCGGGGCUGGCCAUGCAAAACUUGAACAGACAGAUACCCAGUGGAAUGUUUGGCAGUAGUGGAGCAGCACAAACCCGGGCCAUGCAGCAGCAGCCUCCUCAGCCACCAGUGCCACCUCUCAGCUCCUCCCAGCCUAGUCUACGUGCUCAAGUGCCUCCGUUUCUCUCCCCUCAGGUCCAAGCACAGCUCUUGCAGUUUGCAGCAAAAAACAUUGGUCUGAACCCUGCACUUUUAACUUCACCAAUAAACCCUCAACAAAUGACCCUGUUGUACCAACUUCAGCAACUGCAAAUGGCGUACCAGCGUUUACAAAUCCAGCACCAGAUGAUGCAGGCGCAGCGCAAUGUUUCCGGCCCUAUUAGACAACAAGAGCAGCAAGUUGCACGUACAAUCACCAACAUGCAGCAGCAGAUCCAGCAGCACCAGCGUCAGCUGUACCAAGCGCUGCUGAUGAAGCAGCAACAACUUCCCUCUCAUUCCUCUUCUUCUUCCUCCUCCACUGGUCUGCAUCCCCCCGGUGGCCCCGCCGGAGGCCCCGGCUCUGGCAAAUCAACCCUGGACCCCUUCACAGGCACUCACCAGGCUCCGAGCCUUGCCGAUACACUGCACACCAAAGAGCCGCCGUCGUCGCCCAGCGCCUACAGCACCUACCCUCUCUCUGGACUGAAUCCAAACAUGAAUGUAAACUGCAUGGAGGUUGGGGGUCUGUCCCUUAAGGAGCCCCCUCAGCCCCAAUCCCGCCUGUCCCAGUGGACACACUCCAACUCCAUGGACAACCUCUCUGGCAACUCUUCAAAUCUGGAGAACAACCUCAAUAAGCACGGUGCCAUAUCUGCUGCCUCUACCCUGGUCCCUCCUGGGAAGCCUCCUCAGCUGGAGGACUCAUACAGCCCUUACAAUCUAAUCUCCAGCUCUGAGUCUCCCACCAGCCCCCUCGUGCCCCCUGACUGGGGCCAGGGCAAGAGUCCCAGUGAAAAGAUCUCCAAUGGGACCAACAUUAACUGGCCCCCAGAGUUCUGCCCAGGGGUGCCAUGGAAAGGCCUUCAGAACAUCGACCCCGAGAAUGACCCCAAUAUGACCCCUGGCAGCGUCCCCAGCGGUCCCACCAUCAACACCAACAUCCACGACGUCAACCGUUACCUGCUGCGAGACAGGAAUGGAGGUAAACUGUCUGACAUGAAAUCCACUUGGUCCCCAGGGCCCAUCUCUCAGAGCCAAGCUUCUCUGUCCCACGAGCUUUGGAAAGUCCCACAGGGGCCACGCAGCACCACAGCCCCAUCACGGCCUCCGCCAGGCCUCACUAACACCAAGCCCUCCUCUACCUGGGGAGGCAAUUCGCUGGGUCUGUCUCAAGGCUGGAGUGGCUCAUACUCCUCUGAGGGAACCACAUGGAGUACAGACAGCUCCAACAGAACCAGCAGCUGGCUGGUGCUGAGGAAUCUCACCCCACAAAUUGAUGGUUCAACUCUGCGGACCCUGUGUAUGCAGCACGGCCCCUUGAUCACAUUCCAUCUCAACCUGACCCAGGGGAAUGCUGUGGUGCGCUACAGCUCCAAGGACGAGGCUGCCAAGGCCCAGAAGUCCCUGCACAUGUGCGUGCUCGGAAAUACCACAAUCCUGGCGGAGUUUGCUGGCGAGGAGGAAGUGAACCGCUUUUUUGCACAAGGCCAGUCGCUGGGGGCAAACACCACGAGCUGGCAGGCCAACCCGGGAACCAAUCAAAACCGAAUGGGCGGGGCAGCGCAGUCCCACUCAAUUGGCCAGUGGAGCAGCAGCACCGGCGGAGGCAAGGCCAGCGGAGGCGACCUGCUGUGGGGCGGUGUGCCUCAGUACUCCAGCCUGUGGGGUCCGCCCAGUGGAGAGGACGCACGCGUGAUUGGGAGCCCCACCCCUAUUAACACCCUGCUGCCUGGCGAUCUGCUGAGUGGGGAGUCCAUGUAGGAUGAUGCCACAACACACUAACCAACCAACCAACUAACUCACCGCCACCAUGUCAUGUAAGCCAUUGGUGGAGGGUGGGGUGGAUUAAGAAAAAAAAAAAAAAAAUCAAUGUGAACAGGAGCAAAACCCAAGCAAAUCAUGUGGUGAUAAUCAGUAUCAAUUUGAACUGUUUGAACUGUGAAUUGUAAAUCAGAAGGUUGGGGUCAUUACCACAGACUGCAGACCCCAGUCCUUUUGUUUUACUUUGGUCCCUUUCUCAUUUGGUUUGCCGUUUUUUGUUUUGUUUUUGAGGGAAAACAGCCCUUUUUGUCCUCUUGGUAUUUUUUAAAAUGCAUUAUAUUAAAAAAAAAAAACUGAAGUGAGACACAACACAAAGAAACCUUUUAACUGUUUUAUUAGUUUUUCCAUAAGUAUUCAUGGCAUUCUGUGGGAGGAUUUCUUUUUAGGAGAAGCAAUCAAAGCUGCCAUCUGAGACUUUCCUUUUCCCUCCUAAAAACAAAUAAAAAAAAUCAUCCCAAAAUAAGACUUACAACAACCAUUCCCAGCAUAUCCAUGGCCAAUGAUGUUGUUCAAAGACCUUUACUAGUUAUGUUAAUGUUUGUUUCUCAGCACUAAUAUUAGCCUUAAGUGCUCUCUGGCCCAGGUCCUUCCCAAGCCGUCUUUGUUUUGUGUUCUUUUUUUUGUUUUGUAACUGAAGAAAAAGCUGAAAUCUUGCACAGUUUCACCUCUGAGCCAGCGAGCGGUACAGGACACAACUGGUGACUGACUUUGUCGCCGGGCAGUAAGAAGGCCUGGCCACGCCACGUGACUGGCACUACCAAUCAUCUACGUAUUAUUUUAAUUUGUCUUAAAGGGAUUGACAUGGUUGUUUUUUUGUUGUUUUUGUUUUGUUUCUUUGGUAGGCCUAAAUCCAAGCAAAAGUUUUGACACCCAUCACAACGAAUAAGCUGAGAGAAGAUUAUUUGUCAGCCUUGCUGCGUUUGUCCAUUUCCUUAUGAAUAUGUAUGUCCGGUGGCACCUAAUCAUUGACCUCUGUGAGCCCGGAUCCUUCUGGUCACCUUUAAAAUCGGAACCCAGUUGCUUUCUGGUGCUUUGUCGAAUUUUCUAAUGACAGAUUUGUUAUGAAGCCCAGCGGCCUUUAUGGUCGGCCAAUUUUCGGAGGAAAAAAACCUCAAUUCUACUUUCAAGUGACAGUUACAUUGUGCAAUAUACACCAUAGACCUUUCUUCCGUCCACAGUCGAUGUCCACCGGAGCUGGUUUGUCUAAUAUUUUUGUUUUCUUGUUUGUCUUUUAUGUUUUGAAUGUUGCUGAUUUCAGCAAAAAGACUUUGGAACUUCAAAAAAAAAACAAAAAAAACCCACCUUACCCCCAUUUUUCAAAACUUGGAUUCCCUCCAGACCACCAGUCCCCUUGAAACUGUUGGGAAAAUUCUGCAAAGAGGAAGAAGCAGCUGUUGAACUGUGUAUGCAGCAAAUUGUACUAAAAAGUGACACUGGGGUACACAACAAUGCACACUUCCUCUCUGCGUGCCACAGCCACACCCAACAGAGACUGAAACCACAGCGGGAUUGGAUGGUUCUGGGCAUCUGGCACAAUACCAAAUAAGAGGGGUUUCUCCUAAUGCAGUAGACCUACGAGUGUUCCUUGCGUUUGGUACUGUACAAACAGAAGAGACUAAGAUUUUUUUUGAGUUCUAAGGGUUUUAUCAUAGCACUUAUGAAGAGCAAGUCGCUUCAACUGCAAUCCAAUAAAUCAAAAAGGAGCAGCAAAAACGAUGAAAACAACACAAAAAAAGUACUGCUCUUUUAUGUACUGUAUCUAUUCCAUGGAAACGUGUCUGGCGUUGUUCCUCUGGUAGCAGGCUGAAGGGAAACAAAACUGAACUGUACCAUUGGACUUUUGGGGGGAAAAAACUUCACUCUUGGUUUUUUUCCCCUUCUUUGAACUAUAUCAACGUGAUUAUCACUGUUACUCCAAAAAUUGUUAUCCUUGCUCUCUUUGGAGGCUCUAGACUUUGCAGUGUCAGUGGUCUCUGACACCCGCUGGACAGCCAAUCCGGUCAGUCGGUGGUUGAGUCAGAGUGGGGUGAGGUGGGGGAGUGUCCACUGAGUGCCUCUUUGCUGUGGUCCUCUGGAUGUCGAGCGGCAGCCCCACAGCGCAGCACUUCCUCCUGGGCUCCACUUGACCGUCUCUCAGUCUGGCGUGAAAAACAGAUCCUCCGGGACUGGCCAAUCACGGCUCUCUGCCGCACAUACGGCAUCUCCAACAGGGGCCCACUACCACUCGACCCUGCUGUCAUCCUGCCCUCUCCCCCACCUCCCAUCUCUCAGUUCUUUGACACAAAGAUCACUUUAGCUGGAAGAUGUAAUAGUCAUAUUUCUGGAAUUUUUGCCAGUGUACUUUGUAUUUUUUGGAAAAGAUCAUUUGACUUUUUUUUUUUUUUCCAGUGUGUUAUAUUGUUAUUUUUAUCUACAUGCAGUGGUCUACAAAGUACUGGCUGCUGAACUAGCCCUUCACUGUUCAUAUGCAGAAACACUUUGGUCAGAGGUGCCUCUGUAUGUUCAUCCUGUGUAUUGAAUGCAAAAUGAGGAUCAAUACUACAGACCGUUAAUGAUUGUCUAUUUGUUUUUAACUGAUCAUGCUUUCUUCGUUUGACAGUAUUCUGUAGUACUUCCAGGUAGUAUCUUGAGAUGUGUAAGAAAAAAAAAAGGUGUCUCAGACGGGGAUGUGGGUGUUUGCCGCUCCAAGCUGCUCCACCUGCCCGCAGGCUGUCCCCCCUUGCCCUUUGCCUAGCUGCUAUGCUAUGACCUCCUCUCCUCCUCCACCACAAGAAGACCCAGUAGCCCUCCCCUGACCAGGCACCUACAGGCCCUCAUAUCUGUUUCUAUGCAAAAAGACGAGAGGCUGGGGCCCUUUACAGCACGCCAAAGCUGUCUUGGGAAUGAGCACUCCUCCCAGAGCUUGGCAUAUCCUAACAAUUGUCCCCCACGCGCUCCUGUCAGCACUUCAAACUGGCCGCAGUUUCUGUAAAGUCAGGCUCAGCCACCAGAACACUGUCAUGUAUCUAAAAGUUAGAACACUUUAUCAAAAGGUCGGCCUUUCUCUCUGAGCUGAAGACUCUUCUGUCCAGCUUGAUCUCAGGGUAGGGGAGUUGAUGAUACAAAGUAUGAGAUGCAGCUCUCCGUAUCUGUCCUUUCUACUGUGAGAGCAAAGUCUAAAACUUCGAAGGCCAUCUGCACGCAGCAGGACGUACAGACCUCAUGCCUCGAAACUGAAUCCUUAUUGUAGGGGGGAAGAGGCUCGCAUUGAAUCCUCUUCCCAAAAAGAUGGCCUCUUGUUAUUGUUUGGGGAGACAUUAUUGCAUGUAAAAAGAUGCCAAUGUAUUGUGCCAAUAUAAAUUUGCUGUGUCAUACUGUAUAUUUAUAGAGAGCACUUCUGUUCCCUGUUUGGAGGAGCUUUGAUGACCUUUGCAGAGGGUGUAGGGGGGGACAGGAGGGAUCAAACAAAAGGGCGGCAGCAUCACACCCUGAAGCGACUGAGAUUUUUUUUUAUGCUUUUGUGGGGAAUGCCCCAAGCUAAGGAGAAAAUCUUUACUCAGUUGGGGGUUCCGGUUUGCUACAGUGCACAGUUGAUGAUGGGUAAUCCCGGGUACAUAUUUUUUUAAAACCAAAAAUGAAAUUGCAUUUUAACGUCAUUUUUAUGAAGUUUGACAUAAAAAUCUUAAAAAUGCUAAAAAAUCUAAAUGGAGAAAAAAAAAAGAUCUAUAAUAUGUUAAAAGCUCUGCACUUCUAGCUGAAACGUCUCUGGUCAUCAGCCUCUGCUACCAACAUCUAAAGGAGCAGAGCGGUGGCUGGGGUGCCUUUUUUUUGUGGAUGCUGUAUUUAUCUUGUUUUACGUUUGUGCCCUGCUCAAAGCAGGCCCACUGAACUGUACAUUUCCACAGACCCAGGUGGCUUGGGCCCACUGUAUCAGCCUCACUCUCUGAUUCUGCAUCAGCAGGAGCAGAGAGGCACAUUUCAAGAGGUACAAAGUCUUAAAAAUGAAACAAAAAAACAAAAAAAAAAGCUUAAAAAAUAUAUAUUAAAAAAAAAAUAAAAAUAAGAAAACGGGAAAAGGCUACCUUUCAGGACUUUCAGUCCUGCAGCACACAAGCAAAAAUCACUAUUGCCUGUUUCUGUAACUGCCUUGAUCCAAGCUCAGACAGACCCAAUAGCCGAGGACCUCCCAGCAUCCUGUACUAACUGGAGAACCCUGACAGUGAAGGGGGUUUCCCAUGCUGCACCAGCAUCGAGAGGCUCUCCUCUCUACAGCUCUGUUCUAGAUAGCAGUAUAUGUAUACACUACAUAUAAAUAUAUAUAUCUAUAUAUAUAUACUGUGAGUACGGUGUGUGGUAUCACCUCUUCAGACUUCUUGGAUCGUAACCUCUGAAACUUUCAUUUUAGUUUGAAAGGUCUUGGUUUAACACAGCUGAAAAUGAGCAAUAUGUAUUUUCCCCGCAAAUAAGUGAGACAAAGGAAAGAAUUUGGGUCGGGUAUAAACUGAUACUUGACUGAUCGAAAGCAAAGUCUUUCUUGUACGGAGUCAGAUAUGCACGUUCUGGUUUUGAUGACAUAUUACAGUACUAUGAAGUGUUUGUACUGUAUAUGUGUGUUAUUUGUUUGUUAAUUAGGCUGCCUAAAAGCCCAACCUGAAUCACCUGGUUUAAUGCAUAUUUUACCCAGUUGAUUUAAAAAAAAAAAAAAAAAGAAAUCACAAACAUAUCAAAACAAAACAAAACAUUGAACAGAAAUACUUGAAUCAUUGAACGCCAACAACAUAAUGUGAAGUCAGUAAUUAUUAUUUUUUUGUUCUUUCCAUCUGACAGGUACACUUAGGGGCUUUUAGAGAACAUCAGAUGUGUAUUGCAUUAAGUUACAAAUACAAAAUCUUUGAAAAAAACAAAGUCAUCUUAGAUGUGUGCUUGAAAGUCAGAUGUUUGUAUGAAUGUGUGCUCAAGAAACUGUGUACAGGGCACGUGGCCUGCUGUUAUGUUCCACUCAGUACGUUAUAUUUUGUGUCUGUUUAUAUCUUCUUUUUUUCGUUGUUGUUAUUGUUGAUGAUCUGUCAAAAACUAUUCUGAUAGACGUUGUUAUCUUCUAACGUUGCACUGAGUGUCUUCUACCCCUCACUCAGCUAAUCGUAGUUAAACGAGUCUAAGUACGGAGGGGCGAUGGUGACAAUUCAUGUGUACAUGUUUACUCAAGGACUUUGUUUUUCCAUUCUGUAAAAAGUUUAUCUACCUUAUAGUGGCUUUUAUUGUGGAAUAAUCCAAUACAAGGAUUAUCUUGAGUAUUGCACCAUUUUGUUCCAAUUAUAUAAAAAAGAAAAUAGGAAAAAAAAAAAAAUUAAAAAAGAAAAAUGUGCAAAAAAAAAAUGAUAAAAGGAAAAAAAAAAAGAGUAACGAAAAAAAACAAAACAAAGAACUGUGGCCAUAGAUAGCUGUAGAAGGACUAGUAAUCCCGAUUUUAACUUCAUGGAGAGACGGAAAGGGAUAAAGUGUGGGAGGUGAGUUUGUUAUAAGACUCAUUUCAGAGGUGCCUAUCUUUUCUUUUUUUAUUUUGCAAAAGCCACCUGUCGUUUACAAAGCAUUUCAUUUAUCUGAGUUCAAGGAAACAGGAAUGUUUUUUGGUUUCGUUUUUUGUUUUUAAGGACAAAUUUCAUCUUCCAUCAAAUAUGGACAUGAAAAUCUUGCAAAAUGAAGAUUUAUGCUACUUUCAGAACUCUGGGAUUGAUCAGUGUUGUCAUAUUUCAAUUUUUAAUUUCUCUUUUAGUAUCGAUGGACUGUCUCUGUAUGUGUUACAUGGUGAUUUUAUGUUUUCUGUAAUACUGCAACGCAGUUUACUCACUAUCUUGCACACUCAUAAAAAAAAAAUAAAAAAAAGAUGUGGAUUUUGUCUCAGGAAGGCCAGGGUUCCAGAUACCAACUCCAUCAUUUCUAGGUUUGAUGUUCGUGUGAAAAUAAGCAACUGAGAACUAUUAAACUCCAAGAAAGCACUGAAGUUUAUGAGUUUAACAGAAUAUAGAGAGUACCAUUGUUUCUUUAAAACAACAAAAAAUGUUCGUAGCAAGUUACAUAUUUACCAAAUAAGACUAAGAAUCAACUUUGAGAAAAGUGGAGCGCUUUACAUGUGAAAUUUGAAGUAGAAAUUGCUUUACAUUUAAACACGAUCAGUGGUUUGAUUGUCAUGACAGUGACAGGAAAAUGCAUUUGUAUGUUUUGACUUUGAGUUUCCAUCCUGUAGUUCAGGAGCACGUGCAAGACACUCUUUGUUUGUUUGUUUUAAAAUCAUCUCUCCUGCCUGUUAACAUGUCAGUUCCUGUGACAGGUAUUCAAUAGCUGAGAGAUUUCUUAACAUGUAACAGAUGGUUUUCAGAGGCAUGUUGAAGAGGAAGAAUAAAGCUGGUUUUUAAAUGGAUCAUGAUCUAUGCACAAGUGGGAGGGAGGAGUCCAAACCCUGCUGCUGUACUGCGGGCGUUUGUCGACUCAGACUCUGGGGUUCAGGGUUUGAUGGAGGGUUUUCAUUUUUUUGUGUGUGUUUUUUGCUGAAAUUUCUUCCACUCCCAUCCCACCCAUUGUCAUCUAAUGUUUUAGCAAAAUUUUACAUUGCGUCGUCAUGCUGUGUAAUCCUUAACCAAUGAGCGCUUAUCCUUCUGCUAAAGCACUGUGGGUUGUACUGAGGAAAAAACAAAAAGAAGCCCGUUACUUUUAAGGCUGUCUGUUUUUUUUAAGGGGAGGACGGCGGGUGGGUUGUGGGAGUGGGGGUACUUUGCCUUUGCCUUUCUCUUUACUUUGAAGAAAAAAAAAAAAGUAAAAUUGUCUGUAACUGAAAUACAAAGUUGUGGCUUUUAAUGUUGUUCUUUUUUUCUCCUCAUAGAAUGUGAUUGUUAAAGACAUGCACCGAAAAAAAAAAUGUUUCCAUGGAUUAUGGAACUUCUUUCGGACUAUAUUAAUAAACUGCAAAUUUUCUUCUCUGUUA